Molecule: messenger RNA, 3373 nt
Organism: [Torrubiella] hemipterigena
Lineage: Eukaryota; Fungi; Ascomycota; Sordariomycetes; Hypocreales; Clavicipitaceae
Source: the annotation of a GenBank genome assembly
GCCCUUCUUGGUUGCUCGCCGCUUUGUAACCUGCUUCGUCGAUUUAUUAUGUACUCAAGGGAACCGUGGGCUGUGACUGUAGAGUGUGAAUCCCUUUUGAACCCGCCGUCUUCCUGCCUCUUUCUUCUUCCCACAUCUUCCCUCCUGGACGAAACACAACUCCAACAAAAAGCCAAUCCCGCCAAACUUUGCCUUCUUCCUCUUUCUCAAACUGAGUUUGAAGAGCCAUUGCUUUCUAUUUCCCUCUCCCCACACGCUUGCUUUGUUCCCUUUUGCUGCAGUCUCCCGCCGCAAUUGCAAAGCCCUGACCCUUUGCUAUACAAACACAAACAAUCCUCUAGGCUGUUCGUGUUGUUCUUACCAGCGCAACACUCACACCAAGAAUAUCCAGAAAAGGACCAUAACUCCCACUCGCACCAGGCUUUCUUCGCAUAAAUUGGAAACCUACGGAUCCGUCUCUGGCCAUUGACUUAUCUUGUGCUCCUCUGGCCGCUUCUCCGGGACUUAUCUCUUACUCACAGAAGCUAGUGCCUACGCCAACAUACUUUGCAGCUGCAUUGUCACCACCGCUGCGCCUACUUUAUUUACCUUAUUUUGACUUCUUGUUGCAUUUGCUUUCUCCAGCAAACGCUUCUCAGUCUCCUCUUUCAUCGCUUCCUAUAGAACCGGUGUUGGAUCUAUUACUGCUACUACCACUACCCUCCCCGCACUGACAUCUCUCUCACACUGAGCCUCACUCAUCCACUCACUCAGUCCCGUCUGUGUCAGCACACCAACCACAACAACAGGAUCUCUUCUACUGCCUGCAGUUCCGUUCAAUUGCAGCCCGCACGUUGGAAAUUCCCUGGAACUACCGUGGACCUUUCUCCCAUCUCCUAGGACUUUCCUCAAUGAGCAGCUGGUCCCUUGUCCUUAUCCGCAGUUCACACAACCGACCCGCUUAGGACAAAGCCAAACCGUUUUCUUGCUCCGGUCUUGCCAAUCAAAACCUCUGCAGGAAUAUUUCCAGGAACAUACAAAAUUCCGACCUUACCUUGCUCUUCUAUUUUUUUUUUCUGUCUCUUUUUUAACUCCAAUUAUCUCCGAGGCGAUCUUGCGGAGCCUGGCUGGUGACAACUCCGCCCGCUCAACAGAACGCGCACGCCUUUGGCAGCAGGGCAUUUUUCUCCAUUGACUUUUAUUUUAGUGAGGUGGCUGCCUACCGUGUGACUCCCACGCACACUACACACCCACGCUAAAAACCAUAUCCGCACCCAACUUCGCCACCCACACGUCAGUCAUCAAAUCACUUGUCGUGAAUUCCUAGUUGGAUGACCAACACUUUCUACACCUUUCGAUAAACUCAAUUAGAUUCAAUCGGCAUCUUUCGAGUUGGUUUCUUCCUCUUUUUUUCCCUUCUUUUUUUGUUUCUCGAAACAACUCACAACUUCAUCCUCGCUACUUGGACAAAGUACACACCACCUUCACAAUGUCCACUAACCCCGUUGUUGCGGAGCGUCCCGGCGCUGCCGCCGCCCCCUCCACUGGGGCAACCGAUGCAGCAAAGAAAUUCAACAUCAACAGUCUCAUGUCACCACCCGAACCAAUUCUGGACAGCUUCAGUCAAGCCAAUCGCAAUGCUCAUGGUGCCAAUGGCCUUAUGGGCUCCAUCAAUGGCCGCCCUGUGGCCUCUACUGAGCCAUUGCCCAUGUCGCCCCCCGUCUCGCCUUAUACCAAGCCUGCCGUGCCCGCUGUGACGCCCGUGACGCCGGCCACCCAGACUGUCAAGGACCCCGUGCUCUAUCCUGCCGACGAAUCCUCGCCUCCUUCUCCUCCUCAGCCUCCUCUCUUUGCUCGCGCCGAAAUUGAGCAGCAUCAGCGCAUCGUCGACGACCAUGUUCGCGCCCGCCGUGUUAGCAGCAUCUUUGAAAACACCCAGCCGCCCCGCCGCGAAGACUACGAGCUCGCCUUGACGUUUAGGUCACAAGUCAUGAAGCAGUACUCGGCAAACCGCAUGGGAUGGCUGCGCAAGGAGCGUGCUCUGCUUGAGGCUGACCGCAAGGCUGGCGCCCAUCGCUACCAUGCCAUCAUGCCCGCCAGCAGCAAGCCUACAUCUGGCAAGCCUAUCCGGACUCACCGUCCUACCGAGCGUGUAUCGAAGCCACAGAGCCAGCCCCGAGCUCCUCGCACCAGCUUCAGUGCACCUCGACCAGUCAAGCGCACCAGUGCCACGCCUGAGCCUUCACGCCGCAUCGUGGCGCCCAACCGCGAGGACAAGGACUACAACUCCAUCCCAGAUUACUGCCCCCCUGUUUCGUCACUACCUGCGCGAUCCAACAGCCUCAAGGUCGACUGGAAGGGUCAGCCUAUUGACCUGUCCGAUGACCCCCAGGCUGGGCUCCUGCACCCCGACGAAGUGCUGCUGGCCGGCAACCUUCGCCUGGACUGCGCUACGUACCUGACCAGCAAGCGCCGCAUGUUUGAGCGCCGCCUGCAAUGCCUUCGCACAGGAAAGGAGUUCCGCAAGACAGAUGCUCAGCAGGCCUGCAAGAUUGACGUCAACAAGGCCUCCAAGCUCUGGACUGCGUUUGAGAAGGUCGGCUGGCUCGACGCUGAAUGGGUGCGCCGCUUCCUGUAAGCCAAUCUUUUUACGACCCCGCUACGACUUAUACACGAAUCACGUUGGCCAGGCUUUUUAAUGUCUGCAAACUGGCCAUGAAGCAAGCGAAACCACCGCUUUUCUUUUUUUUUUUUGCUUGCUUCUCACCUUUCAUUUUUCUAUUGUCGCAAUCCACGGAGCAUAUGGGAAUAAUGGACCAAGAUACCCCGGUGUGCGUGCCGCGCGGCGUCCUGACACAUGGACCGACCACCACUAACACGUCACUCCACUCAUGAGAUUUGUUUUCGUUGAACCACCCCUUUCGUUGCAUUUAGCUAUAUUCCCUACGGUGUUUUUUUCUGGUACGGUUUCUUUUUUCUGUUUCUUGUUAUUGGACCCCCCCCUUUGUCUUUUUUACCCUUGACAGACGCACUGGGCCACGGCUUGCAUGUUUGGCGUUUUGCUCCUCUUCACUUACAAUGGCAGCCCUUGCGGUCGAUAGACGACCCGGGCUUGGGACUGGGAUAUAUACUGGUUGUUUUUUUUCUUCCUCUUUACCCAUUCUUCUGUUGAUAUUUUCACCAUCGGCCUUCUCCUGCGUCGUAACUGACGUUUACUGGAGACGGGUCAUAUUUUUUGAUCUGGGCGAGGACAACGUAGCGGCGCAACCCGCUAUGCUUUUACGGUUUCAGGGAGUUUGUUCUUCUCUGUUUUAGUUUCUGCGCUCUUUGGGCGGUACUCUUUUGUUCGUAUUCAAUUGGACUACUUUCUACUAGUAUUACUAUUUAUCUCCAU